Molecule: messenger RNA, 659 nt
Organism: Chara braunii
Lineage: Eukaryota; Viridiplantae; Streptophyta; Charophyceae; Charales; Characeae
Source: the annotation of a GenBank genome assembly
GCGAAAAAAAGAAAAUGAAUGGGACUGGAAGAAGAAAAGAUUAGAAGAGGUGAGCAGGAUGAAAAAGAAGACGAGGAGGAGGACAAGAACAAGUAGAAGAUGAGAAAAAGAACAAGAGGAGGAGGAGGAGAAGAACAAGAUGGGAAGGAGAAGAACAAGAGGAAGAGGAAGAGGAAGAGUGGUUUGCGUGACGACAGGGGGGUUUGCGACGCAACUUUGCGUGUCGACUCGGGGAAAGGUCGACUUUUCUCUCCCGGGGAAAAGAAAAAGAGAAAACAGAGGGGACUGGAGGAAAGGAUGAGAAGAGAAGAGGAAGAAGAAGAGGAGGAGGAGGAGGAGGAGGAGGAGGAGGAGGAGGAGGAGGAGAAGAGGAGAAGAAAAAGAAGACAUGGAGGAGGUGAAGAAGAAGAAGAAGAAGAAGACGAAGACGAAGAAGACGAAGAAGAAGAAGAAGAAGAAGAAGAAGAAGAAGAAGAAGAAGAAGAAAAAGAAAGAAGAAGAGGAGGAGGAGGAGAAGGAGGAGAUGACAAGGAUGAUGAUGGAUAGGAGAGGAGGAAGUAGUGGAGGAGGAGGUGGAGAAGAAGAAGAAGAAGAGAGGAGUCUCGCAGCUCUCUCUCUCUCUCAGCUUGAGUCAUGAUGGCGGGCUCGUGCAGCAUCUC